Molecule: messenger RNA, 2303 nt
Organism: Adelges cooleyi (spruce gall adelgid)
Lineage: Eukaryota; Metazoa; Arthropoda; Insecta; Hemiptera; Adelgidae
Product: BTB/POZ domain-containing protein 9-like
Exons: 16
Coding region: 78-2258 (726 amino acids)
Biological process (GO): adult locomotory behavior; circadian behavior; modulation of chemical synaptic transmission
Molecular function (GO): protein binding
Source: RefSeq, a predicted model, not a curated record
GUGUUCCAUCUCUAUUGACGAGGUUUUAUUAAUACUGUUUUUUAAAACGUUCAACAUUUAAUAUUGUAUUAAACACUAUGAUGAAUUAUUUUUUAGUAAUUAUAAUUCUAUGCUCAACUCCAGGUCAUUCUGGUAAAUCUGGUUAUGGGUCGCCACCUUCGUCUCCCUCAGAUCGCAGAUACGAGCUUAUCGACCACACUGAAGUCUUGGUUGAAUUCAUAAGCAAGCUCCAUCUAAGCAACAGAUGUUCAGAUGUUGUUUUGGUUGUGGGUAAAGAACGAUUGCCCGCCCAUCGUAUUAUACUAGCCUCACAAACCGAAUAUUUUAGGAGGAUUUUUUUUGAAGAUUAUAAAGAAUCACAUAAAUCUGUGGUCAAUCUUAGUGAUGCACCAGUAACAUCAUUUGAAAUACUUCAUAAAUAUAUAUAUACUGGUCGAAUAAAUUUAGGUGAUCUAAAGAAAGGAGAAGUUUUCGAAUUACUCAAAAUGUCGGAUUAUUUUGGCAUUUCAAACUUGAAACUUUCACUGCACAAGUAUUUAAAAAAUCACAGUAACGAGCAUAUCGACCAUACUGGACUCUUGGUUGAAUUCAUAAGAGACCUCUAUCUAAGCGACAGAUGUUCAGAUGUUGUUUUAGUUGUGGGUAAAGAACGAUUGCCCGCCCAUCGUAUUAUACUAGCCUCACACAGCGAAUAUUUUAGGAGGGUUUUUUAUGAAGAUGAUAAAGAAUCCCAUAAAUCUGAGGUCAAUCUUAGUGAUGCACCAGUAACAUCAUUUGAAAUACUUCUUAAAUAUAUUUAUACUGGUCGAAUAAAUUUAGGUGAUCUAGAGGGUGAAGAAGUUUUCAAAUUACUUAGGAUUUCGGUUUAUUAUGGCAUUUUAAAUUUAAAACUUCCACUGCACGAGUAUUUAAAAAGUACUAUUGACGUAGAAAAUACAUGGUCGUUCUUAGCUAUGACUCGAACUUAUAAAUACAAUGACCUUGAAGUCGAAUCACUUCACUUUAUCGAUAACCACGCCUCAGAAGUAUUGCAAUCUGAUGACUUUCUAUCUUUGACAUCAGAAGUUCUUCAAGAUAUUAUCAUUCGUGACUCAUUUUAUUGUAAUGAAUUAGAUAUAUUCCACGCAGUUUGUCGCUGGAUUAAAAUACAACAAAACAUCCUUGAUCAUAAUACUGAAAUGAAAGUUUUAUCUGCCGUCAGAUAUCCUUUAAUGAGUACUAAAGAACUGGCUGAGGUUAGGCAAUCACCGCUGGUUAAAUCUAAUAAAAGUUUACAUGACACAAUAUUCAGGAACACCUCGUCACCAGAUAAGCUUCAAUAUCGAGGCCAGCUAAAACCCAAUGUAGAUCUUAUUCAUCGGCCACGUGACUUCCUUUUUCCUAUACCUUCGAAUACUCCGGUUAUCAAUGGCACUAACGGUAGUACUACGAUAACCUUGCAUGAUCCAUCAUUUAUAAACUAUAUUGUAAUAUCGUUACCGGGUAGAGAUUGCCUGGAUAAACAAAGGUAUUACUCUUAUUACAUUGAUGUUUCAAUGGACCAGACGGUUUGGUUCCGUGCUAUAGAUCAUUCAAAUUAUAAUUGUCGAUCAGCUCAAAAUUUGUGGAUUGAAUCACGCAUAGUUCGGUAUAUACGCGUUGUAGGAACUGCUAAUGAAACUUUUGAAUUUUCGAGUGUCAAGUACAAUACAGAAGAAAUGCACGAGGUGGAAAUAAAAAAUGGAUUAGUCGUUCCUAAGUACGGGUAUAAUGUCGCAUCAAGUUUUAGGUAUGCAUUUGUAAUCAAAGGAGAACAUAAUUUGUGGAGUCAGUCGAUGUUAAACGUAUUAGUUGAUGAUUACUAUGAUCGUUAUGAUAAUAAGAUUGAUCGUUUAAACAUGUAUACAUAUCAUAAUUUACAAUCUGGUUGUAUAGUGAUUCAUCUUGCACAACCAUAUAUACUUAGUUCAAUGAGGUUUCUGCUUUGGGGCGGUAAUGACCAAUUCUACAAGUACACUGUUGAGGAUUCUAUCAAUAAUCAGGAUUGGAAAUGGAUUGCAAACGAAACUAAAGAGCUGAAACAAUCUUGGCAGGUGUUGAAAUUUACACCCAGACCGAUACUCUACAUUCGUAUUACUGGCGUUUAUAACUCAGCAGGCAAUGAUUUCCGUAUUUUAUAUUUUGAAGCUCCCGCUCGAGUAAUUGUAGACGAUCGUGGGAAGAACAACGAAACAGAUGUUACAAUGACAGAAGCUUCGACUUCAAAUCCAGUCGUUUAAGACAAAUUCCAAUUAUAAGCAUAUUUGUGUUUGUUGCACGCUUAC